AUCAGAAUUUUCUACACUUAAUGAUAGCCGUAAGUAACCUUAUAUUUCAAACUCUCGCUUUAAAAGGGUUGCUAAGGUUUUAAUAUUGACAGCCUAUCAUCAGGAUAAGCCAUUCACUUUAAGAUGAGACAGGUUACUUUCCUGGUUGCCAUUCUUCUGGUCAUACACAGUUUUUUAGGGAAUUGUGAAGUGGCCACCAGACAUAAUGAAUGUAAUACAGGAGUCCCAGGUAUCCCAGGAACACCAGGCCUGAAUGGUCAGCAUGGACCUCCUGGAAGAGAUGGUAAAAAUGGGGAACCAGGAACAAAAGGUGACCCAGGUACACCUGGUGAAAAAGGUCCACAAGGUCCUCCUGGUAAACUAGGUCCUCCAGGAUCUCCUGGGCCUAGUGGAAUUUCUGGUAUUCCAGGUCAACCAGGCUUCCCAGGACCACCAGGGACAAGGAAACCCUAUGCUUUUCACGUUGGACUGACAUCUUCUUAUCCGUCUACCGAUGGCCCAAUUAAAUUUGGAAAAGUGUUUUACAAUGAACAUAGUAUUUAUAACACAGAAAGUGGAAAGUUCAUCGCUCCAGUAGACGGUCUUUAUUUUCUCACAUACCAAAUUACUGUCCAUAGUAAAAAUGUACAUAUUACCCUACAACAUAAUGGUAAGAUUGUGCAGUACAUGUAUCAUGUGUAUGGGUCCCAAACUAAUCAAGCCUCUGGAGCCUCAAUUCUAGCGCUGAAACAGAAUGAGGAGGCUUGGCUGCAGGUUGUAGGAACAAACAAUGGUCUUUAUGCUGAUAGCGAUGAUGACACUACAUUCUCAGGUUUUCUGAUUUCAUGAAUCUGGCAGCCAUGAAAUUAUAUACAGCCCUAAUUUGUAAGGGCUGAUUCACAUCUGCGUCUAACUGAUCUGGCAGGCUGUCUUGGCAUAAGUACUGGCUUCGACCGGACAAAAAGUUGUGCAUGCAUUUACGAGACCAACCACCAUUGGAUGCCAUUAUAGUCAAUAGGGUCCGCAGUGCACGGCUGUGUCUGGCUAUACUGGAUCUAAUGAACUCCGGCAGGCUGUUCUUCUACUGGAUCAGUUAAACACAGAUGGGAAUCAACAGUAAAACAAAACAUAUAUCAAUGCUAUAAAACAUUGCCUGCGCUGUAUACGAUAACUUGACAAUA
Messenger RNA from Bufo gargarizans (Asiatic toad), 1160 nucleotides. RefSeq names its product complement C1q and tumor necrosis factor-related protein 9A-like. Lineage: Eukaryota; Metazoa; Chordata; Amphibia; Anura; Bufonidae. Bases 124 to 828 code for a protein of 234 amino acids. Gene Ontology annotation, molecular function: protein binding. The transcript has 3 exons. The record is from RefSeq and is a predicted model, not a curated record.